This is a messenger RNA of Strongylocentrotus purpuratus (purple sea urchin), 2567 nucleotides long. RefSeq lists its product as uncharacterized. Bases 3 to 536 code for a protein of 177 amino acids. The transcript is spliced from 2 exons. The record is from RefSeq and is a predicted model, not a curated record. NCBI's taxonomy places the organism in Eukaryota, Metazoa, Echinodermata, Echinoidea, Camarodonta, Strongylocentrotidae.
ACAUGACCAGAGCACUCAAAGAUCGUUUUGUGAAGAACCGAGCGAGCGGUCUCCAGCAGAAUUCGGAAGAAGGAGGAAAACGAGCUCUUCAAAUGUUGGCACGAACCGAUCUCCUAGAAUUCCGAAACGAGUGGGUGGACGUCAGGCAACAGGUAUCCGUAGCAGAACGCGACCUCCAAAUGAUGCUCAAACAGUUGACGGAACUCAUCGAAGCUCUGAAAAUUAAAAUCGAGCUCGUCACCCGCGUCGAAGAGAAAAAUGUUUCCACUUCCACCGACAUCGAUGACAUCUACAAGUCCUUUCCCGUCAUUAAAAAAUUACUCGAACACGUCGAAGUCCUCAUGAAAACCUUGCGCACUCUCCCACCUGAGGUGGCCCAGAGACCAGCCAAGGAAAGGCCAGUCUCCGAGGUAAAGAAGGAGAAUGAAAUCAAACCCAAAUCCAGGUGGGAGCGCGUGAAGGCGAUGGCGAAGAUGUACGAGCUCGGAAGAAGACCAGAGGAGGACGAAGAGCUCGUGAAGAAACUUAACGAAUAACAACAAAGAUUCGAAGAUGCUUCCUUCGCGUUGCAUUGAGACUCUUACAUGCCAUAUGAAUAAAAAUUAUCAUGUUUAAUCACCAAAAUGGAAUACAAACCCAUAGUUUAAACAUAUUUGUGGCUUACACCCAGUAAAUAGAAACCGAUUGAUCGAUCUGUAAUUGAAAACAAGUCAGAAUUUGUUGUUGGAGCCAGCGUGAUUUGAACCUGCAUCUACUGCUUGCCGGCAGCGACUCUACCACCAGGCCAUAACUGAUUCAUGGCAUAGUCACGAAACAAAUACCCAAGCUCUCCUGAUUAAUAUGUUAUUAUAUGCAUACUGCAGGGGUAAUGCCUAUAGUAUAAGUAUAGUACGAUACAUAUAGAGCGUAAAGAAAAACGUGACGGGAAGGAUCUAAAGAAGGCAAGACAUGAUUUGACAAUACACUGAUAUAAGGAAGUACAAGAAACAAUUUCAUUUUCCUGUUAAAUGAAUUAAGUGAAGGGGCAAGUUGAAUGUCAUUAUGAAGAGAGUUCCAAAAUUUGGGGGCUGUAUAUAAAAUAAACGUGUUUUGGGCUAGAAGGGUUCUCAGCAGAGGUAGAUGAAAGUCAUUACAAUGCCGAGUUGGGUACUCAGAAGAGGAUUCAUUUAGGGUGAACAUAUCAUCACAAACGGAAGGAAGCAUAAUAUUUGAAUAAAUAAACUGGCUUAACUGAAAGAGAUAAAGAUCUUUAACUUUCAAAAAUGAGAAAGGCAAAUGAUACGAAGAGCUUUCUUGUGUAAUAAUUAGAUGCUGUUUAACAAAGUUUGGUGUGCAUUGCCGCACAACAGGUGUCCAUAAUUGAGAUAUGGUAAGACCAGAUAUAACUAAGGAAGAUGAAUGGAAAUGAGUUUUUAAUCUAUUCAUGACACCAAUAUUACGAGAAAUAGUUUUACAGAUGUUGUUAAUAUGAUACUUCCAGGAAAGUUUAUUGUCGACUUUCCGGCCCCCAAAUAGAUUAUAAGAGAAACGGUCUUUAACCGGAAUUCAUCGAAUUCAAUGUUGCUUAGCAGUGAGUCUAAUAUAUUACUGAACAACAUACAUUAAGUUUUUGGGAGAUUAAGUGAGAGUUUGUUUGCUCUAACCCAUUGUAGAAUCUUAGGUAGUUCAGAAUUAACCAUUUGCAUAAGAGUGUAUGGAUUGCUUUUGGAAAAGAACAGAUUCGUGUCGUCAGCAGAAAGUAUUAACGAUAAACUAUGAGAUUGAGAUUAUCUGCAGAAAUCAUUUAUAUAUAAAAUACCUACAAGUGGACCUAGGAGGCUUCCCUGUGGAACACCACAGCUAACAUUACAUAAAUCUGAUGAACAACCGUUAACAAAGACAUAUUGCUGUUUGUUAUAGUUCCUGAACCACUCUAAAGCCGUUCCACGUACACCGUAAUUGGAAAAUUUAUAAAGUGAUAUAUCGUGGUUUAUUGUGUCAAAGGCCUUGGAGAAGUCCAGGAAAAUACCAACCACGUGAGAGAAUUUGUCAAUAGCAUGAUAUACCUUCUCCACAAAAGAUAAUAAAGCAUGGAUGGUACUAUGCUUUCCCUAAAACCAAAUUGAAAGUUGGAGAAAACAUGAACUUUUAGAAAGGCAACUGUUCUAAUACUUAUGGAUUUCUUCACGAUCUUAGAGAAAGGAAAUAACAAGGAGAUCGAUCGAUAGUUGUUUACAUUUAGUUUGUCCCCCUUUUUAAAUAAAGGAAUAAUUUUGGCGAUUUUCAUAGAGUUGGGAACGUAACCAUGUACAGUACGGAGACAAUUAUGAACCAGGGGAUCUACUACAAAUGGAAUAUUGACUUUAAGAAUAACAUUAUUGAUAUCAUCGUAGCCAGAACGUUUGUUGUUGUCUAUAGGUUUGAAACGAUGUUUAUAAUUUCAUGUAUAUAUGCUGGAGUAAGUAAAUAUAUAGAACUCUCGUUAGGUGGACCAAGAAAAUCUGUAAACUGUUUAUUGGAAGGAGGUGUAUUUUUGGCAAGAUUAUCCCUUAUGGAGGAAAAGUGGGUAUUAAAUAUAUCAUUAGCAA